UCACGGCCUGAGGAGUAGGACCAUGCUCCACCUCUGGCCAUCUGCCAGACACAGAGAGAGAGAGGAGGAGUGUUGUACACACAGUGCUCUUUCGGGAAUGCAUUACCUCCCUUUCUACUUCCUAGAUAGUGACAGAGAGACAAAGAUAGCGUAAACAGACACCAUUUUUAACUGAGAAUCGCUGAACAACCUACGACACACACCUACGGACAUACUCAUUAUACAAACAUGCAGUUGAGGAUUCCUUGAGUCUGUCACCACCUCUGCCUCCUCUGUGACUCUUGGUCAUGGCUGUAGUCGUUUGGGGAGUCACUGUGCUGUGGGUGAGGAACUCUGCAGUACCACAGUGGAAUACAGGCAUGUCUCUGGGGCUGGACAAAGACGCACCAGGCAAUGUGUUCUUCUAAUCCUGGACACUUGAACUUAACAGUUGAACUCACAAACCAGGGACUCUGAAUCAUUUUUCAGCUGCAGSAUUUUUCCUUGGAAAAUAGUCUACUUUGAAAAUGUCUAAAAGUCAGAUUCAUCUCAAUGCUCCACUGGUGACAGUGGGACCAUGGAGGAGACCCAGCGAAACCACAGGUUUAUUUGAAAUGAUUGAGAAGAUGCAGGGCAACAGAAUGGAUGAGCAGCGAUACACCUUUCCUCCCCCACUCAAAACUGAAGAGGACUACAUUCCUUACCCCAGUGUCCAUGAGGUGUUGGGGAGAAAGAGCGGGUUCCCCCUGAUUCUGCUGCCUCAGUUUGGGGGUUACUGGAUCGAGGGCAACAACCAUGAGCUUGGUGACAGUGCUGAGCCAGACCAGAUCCAGCCUCUGUCCCCCACCACACACAAGCUGGAGAGUAACUCCACCGCCAAGAUGUACAGGAAGCACUUUCUGGGCAAGGAGCACUUGAAUUACUACUCAGUGGACGGAGCUCUGGGACAUCUGGUGUUGUCCAUGAAGUAUGAGGAGAUCGGAGACCAGGAAGACCUCCGCCUCAUGCUCAGGACCAAACUGGAGACAUACCAUGAUGUUAUCCCCAUAUCCUGUCUCACAGAGUUCCCUAACGUGGUGCAGAUGGCCAAGCUUGUCUGUGAAGAGGUGAAUGUGGAUCGUUUUUACCCUGUCCUCUACCCAAAAGCUUCAAGACUCAUUGUCAAUUUUGAUGAACACAUUAUAAGCAGCAACUUCAAGUUCGGAGUCAUCUACCAGAAAUUUGGACAGACAUCAGAAGAAGAGCUGUUUGGAAACAGUGUUGAGAGUCCUGCCUUUGUUGAAUUCCUAGAGUUUCUGGGGGAGAAGGUCGAGCUGCAUGACUUCAAAGGGUUUCGUGGUGGGUUGGAUGUGACCCACGGGCAGACAGGAUCUGAGUCCGUCUACCACAACUACCGCAACAAGGAGGUCAUGUUUCAUGUGUCCACCAAGCUGCCUUACACUGAGGGGGACACACAACAGUUGCAGAGGAAGAGGCACAUAGGGAAUGACAUCGUGGCCAUAGUGUUCCAGGAGGAGAGCACUCCCUUCGUACCAGAUAUGAUUGCCUCCAACUUCCUCCAUUCCUACGUAGUGGUGCAGGUGGAGAACGGCUGCACUGAUGAUGUACUGUACAAGGUGUCAGUGACGGCGAGAAAUGACGUACCUUUCUUUGGACCYCCCCUGCCAGACCCGGCCGUCUUUAGAAAAGGUCCAGAAUUCCAGGAGUUCCUCUUCACGAAGCUCAUCAAUGCUGAGUAUGCCUGCUAUAAAGCUGAGAAAUUUGCCAAACUGAAGGAGCGUACACGGUCAGCCUUACUGGAGACAUUGUAUGAGGACUUGCACAUCAACAGCCAGGCCAUGAUGGGUCUGGGAAGAGACGAGGACAAGAUGGAAAACGGGUCCGGAGGAGGAGGGGGCUUCUUUGAGACCUUUAAGUCAUUGCUUGUCCCAGGGAAAAGUCCCAGUAAACAUGGACGUCGAGGCAGUGCCAUAGGGAUAGGAACAGUAGAAGAGUCUUUGAUCAUCCCUGGGAAGAGUCCAACCAGGAAAAAGUCUGGUCCCUUUAUCUCCAGACGCAGCAGUGCCAUCGGUAUUGAGAAUAUCCAGGAAGUCCACCAGAAAAUCAGCAGCCACAGCGGUAGGGAGUGUUUACCUGGCACACAGAAGACCCCUGACAGUGACCAUGCCUCUCAGGACCCCAAGUCUGAGAACUCCUCCAGUCAAAGCUCACCAGAAGUGCUCAUUACAAAGAACAUUUUUGCUCUUUGUAACAACAGGGCUCAGUCUAUCCCUGAGGGUCACGACCUUUCCCGCUCCUCCUCCAAUGACAGCAGCUUCGCCAGUGUGGUGGAGGAGAACGAGACAGAGGCCACGGAGGACUAUGACACUGGCAUGGAGAGCCUGUCAUCAUCGGGGACGCCGCACAAGCAGGACUCGUUAACCUACAGCACAUGGCUAGAGGACAGUAUGAGCAGCACAAGCACCACCAGCCGAGGCAGCUCGCCAGGUCCUGGUCAACUUGAUGGGGGUAAAGGGUCAGAGAUCCGCAUUAAACUGGACCGGCCAAAAGAUAGUCAGUCCUCAUCGCAUUCCCAUAAGACACCAUCCUUCUGGGAGAUGAGACGAGCACAGGCUUUCGCCGUAACCAAGGACGACGAUGAGGAUGAGGAGGUGGACCCUGGAUAGUCUGCUGGUCAGUGAGGCCAGACCACCCCUUCCCAGAAGCCCCGGCGGUGUGGUUGGUGGUGGCGUCUCAUACCAGGAGAGGAAGUCAAACACAGAGGGGCCAACUUUUGYACAGUGUCGUGUCGUUCUGCUCACUCCCUCGCCUCUCUGUCUGUAUACACAUCUUCYGCCUGGUUUUGUGUAAAUAGGUUUAUUUGUCUCAGUGAACAAAUGGUACCUUUGGUUCAGUUUUGUUGACGCCUACUGUAUGUAGACACGUGGAUCACACGGUAGCUACAGCGACAUUGAACUCUGCCAGAGACUUUGGGAGGGGCAUGUUGGUAUAGUCACAUGGAUUGUACAGUAUAGUGACAGUAGCACUGCCUGAAAAAAUCUAUUAAUUGAACCGAUUUCAUUCCAAAUACCAAAUAUCCAACAACAAAUAUGUGUGAUUUUUGAAUUGUAGGUUAUGUUGAAUACAGUUGAAUGUGUUAGUGAUUUUACAGGUAAAGUGAUUGUAAUUUGUCUAUUAGCCAUAGCUUUAACUGUACAGCCAAACAGUUGCUUUGACAGUGAAUAUUUUCUUCUCAAUAUACAAUAGCUGGGAUAUUGUCGUCACAAUAUACAAUGUACUUCAAGCCUCACCUGCUCAUACUGUAAAUGAAAAUGAAGAUAGAUAUGUAACAAGAAAGAAUGGACAUAGCCUUAAACCUUUCAAACACAGUUUUUCUAUACCUUCAUUAUUCAUUUCUACAAUUAUCAACAUGGCCAGAAGCAGCCAGUAAUUGGACAAUGCGUGGUUUCAGAUUACAUGUAUAUGGGGAAGUUCUGUUUUAUGUUCCACACUGUUUUUGCACACAGGAUGCUCAUUGCUAACUGGUACCUAUUUAUUAUUGUGAACCACCAUACAUUUGUAUCAUUGUAAGCUAACAGGCAAUUUUAGCUUUGUUCUUUCUGUCCUCAGAAACAGCUCUCUGUUAUGUUGUGUAUCAAGCAGGUUACUGAGGUCAGGUAUGUAGAAAUGUGUUGAUGACUACAAGGGUAAUUSAUAACUGUAUUUGAUAAUCUACUGUUUUAGUCCAUCCAAUCAGCUUGUCUGCCGAUCUACAGUACUCUACAUAACAAAUCCUGCAGCUUAAGUGUUGCCAUCAGUACCGUCGAAGAAAAACAUGUUUGUAUUUAUUUAUUUGGUUUUAUUUGGGGAUGAGAUGGGGCACCACUGUUUGCCUAUUAUUAUACAGUAUAUUUCACUGUUUUAUAAAAAUUCUUAGGCUGUUGAUAGAUUGAUAAUGUACAGAGAUGAAUACUUCAGUUUGUGCCUGUUAUAUAGAGUAUAGUCCUACCCACCAUAGAACCUCAGAUGACACUACAUGCCAGAUCUACUGUAGCCCAACAAUUACAUUUCUUUAAGUGGAAAUCAUGAUUGUGUCAUACAGUUAGUUAUACAUUAUACAUACAACCCUGUUUAUUCUAUUGAGUACGGCCACAUUUUCACAUUGUGUGCCAUGUUUUUAUUACUGGUGCCCUUAGCUUUCAUGUACAAUUUGAAAAUAAGUUUUAAAAUAAACAAAAACUAGCCCACACUGUCUGCUCAAUAAAAGGUAAAAAGCAAACUAUAAAGUAACUUGUGGUUGCCUUAUGUGUGAAAAAUGGCAACAUAGAACAAAAAAGGCUGAAUGUAGAACAGGCAUUGAUUGAACAGAUACUGUAUAUGUCUAUCUAACUAAAAUUGCCCUGAUAGCUUUUAUAUUCAAUUGCCUUUUGGAUAUUAUUUCAUUCUUAUAUCUAUAGUUUGUGAAUAAUGCUACUGUACACAUUCACCUCUUGCCCUAGAUCCCUGUUUAGAGAUGACUUAAAGAACGAUGCAAUUCAUCAUUUGGUAUUUCCUCCCAAGGUUUAUCCUAACUACAACAGGCUUCCACAAGCCAUCAUAACACUUGUGACAGUUAAACAAUAAAUCGUGUGUAGCCUACUGUA
Salvelinus sp. IW2-2015 is the source of this 4601-nucleotide messenger RNA. Its product is annotated as rap1 GTPase-activating protein 1-like. The record is from RefSeq and is a predicted model, not a curated record. Gene Ontology annotation, cellular component: cytoplasm. Gene Ontology annotation, molecular function: GTPase activator activity. Lineage: Eukaryota; Metazoa; Chordata; Actinopteri; Salmoniformes; Salmonidae. Gene Ontology annotation, biological process: activation of GTPase activity; regulation of small GTPase mediated signal transduction.